AUGGCACUUUCCGUGAUCCAGGCUGGCGUGGCAUUGACUAUUGGCCUACUCCUUCUGAAAAUCCUCAAGGGACGAUCUACCAACAGCAGCGCCAGACCUUUACCUCCAGGGCCGAGACCGAUACCACUCAUUGGCAACCUACGAGACUUACCUCCACAUGGCGAGCAAGAAUGGGUACACUGGUCCAAGCACAAGGACCUAUACGGUCCUAUCAGUUCUAUCACAGUCAUGGGUCAGACGAUUAUCAUCUUGAACGAUGCGCGGUCCGCAACUGAGCUCCUCGACAAGAGAUCUGCUCUCUACUCCUCGCGACCAACAUUGACCUUUGCAUUUGAGAUGUGCGGAUGGCUCAACUUGAUGGGAGGUCAACCGUACGGUGAGCGUUUCCGAGCUUAUCGAAAGCACGUCCACAGUCUCAUGGGAGGAUUGCACCUCCUUGACAAAUUCGGCCAAGUCCAAGAACAAGAAGUUGGACGCUGCCUUCUCCGGAUCCUUCAGAAACCGCAGGAUUUCGUGGACCACCUCCGGACCGAAGCAGGCGCUAUCAUUCUCAAAAUCGCUUACGGAUAUACCAUCGACGCACAUCGUCCGGAUCCGCUUGUCGUGCUGGCAGACGAAGCUCUCGACCAGUUCUCGCAAGCGACCGUCCCAGGAAAAUGGUUGGUCGACACCCUGCCGGCCUUGAAGCAUAUGCCGGACUGGUUUCCUGGAGCCGGGUUCAAGCGUACGGCGAAGGAAUGGAGUCGGACACUGCACGCGGUAGUCGAGGCACCUUACAGGUUUGUCGAACAUCAAAUUACCGACGGGACAGCUCCAGACUCAUUCCUCGGCGACUCUCUCAAAGACGAGAAGCUUAGCGCCCAGCAGCGGGUCGAAGCCAAAUAUACAGCAGCAUCUCUCUACACAGGCGGCGCUGAUACGACCGUGGCUUCGCUUUCCAUAUUUUGUCUUGCCAUGACCAUGUACCCAGAGGUUCAGAAGAAAGCUCAAGAAGAGAUCGACCACGUUAUUGGAGACCAACGGCUGCCGACAUUCCGUGACCGCUCCAAUCUGCCUUACAUCGAAGCUGUUAUCAAGGAAACUUACAGGUGGCACCCCAUUGGACCCAUGGGUCUUCCGCAUGCCUCGACUCAGGAUGACGAAUACAACGGCCAUCUCAUACCCAAAGGAUCCAUCUUGAUGCCGAACACCUGGGUCUUUACGCAUGACCCGGAGAGAUAUCAAGAUCCAAUGCGGUUUAAUCCCGAUCGGUUCUUGCCGACUGAGGAACACGCUGCAGAACAAGACCCGACCAGGUAUAUCUUUGGGUUUGGACGAAGGAUCUGUCCUGGACGCGCGCUGGCCGACCAGUCUAUAUACCUCACCAUUGCCCAAACGCUGGCUGUUUUCAACUUCUCGAAGCCUGACGGGGCUGACAAUCCUAGCCCUAAGUUCACCGCUGGCGUUAUCAGUCAUCCGGAACCUUUCCAAGCAAAGAUCAGAGUGCGCGAUAGCCAACGUGAAAGAUUGAUACGGCAGAUCGAGGUAAAAUAUCCAUGGGAGAAGAGCGAUGCAGAUUACUUCAAGGGCGUGUCCAUGCCCAAGGGUCACUAG
Molecule: messenger RNA, 1593 nt
Organism: Exophiala xenobiotica
Lineage: Eukaryota; Fungi; Ascomycota; Eurotiomycetes; Chaetothyriales; Herpotrichiellaceae
Exons: 1
Coding region: 1-1593 (530 amino acids)
Molecular function (GO): heme binding; monooxygenase activity; iron ion binding
Source: RefSeq, a predicted model, not a curated record